Molecule: messenger RNA, 360 nt
Organism: Sphaeroforma arctica JP610
Lineage: Eukaryota; Ichthyosporea; Ichthyophonida
Exons: 3
Coding region: 1-360 (119 amino acids)
Source: RefSeq, a predicted model, not a curated record
AUGGAGACUGCGGCGGAGAAGGCGAAAGAGGCGUCAACAGCUUUAGAAAAGGGCGACUACCCUGAAGCCAUUCGACUUGCUAGGGAGAGUAUAACUACAUACACCACAGUAGCUGCACGCGAGCUGCUGCAAAGGGCUGAGACCGCACAGCACACCAACACCCCCGGGCGACCAGACACUAACAACUACAACUCAGCUAACAGAGACGAUGCUGAGAAGGCUCUCACAAUCGCCAGGAAGCGUUUGGCCGCAGGGAAGCCCAAAGACGCUAUCCGAUUUGCGAAGAAGAGCCUGGGACUUUGCAGGUAUCAUGAGCGGAGACGCACACCUAUGUAUAAGCACGUAUACAUGAAUGUUUAA